AUGGCUUCAAGUUUUGAUCGGUGGGAGAAGGAUCCAUACUUCUCUGCGGCUGAGGAAGUUCAAGAAUCGGCAGACAGGAUGGAAUCAACGUAUAGAACAUGGAUUCAUUCAAAGAAAGAGGUAUCUAGCAUCUGGGAUUCCGAACAACUAGGUCGGGACCUACUUACUGCGCUCGGUACCACCAAAUGGCAGUUAGAGGAGUUUGCACGGGCUGUCAGGUUGAGUUAUGUUAAAAACUCAGGUGAUGAUGCGCGAGACAGGCAUCGUGAUUUUAUUGUUGCAAUCGAGGAUCAUAUAUUAAAAAUAGAAAAUCAUUUAGAAGAAUGUGCCCUUUCAGAGGGCAAGACAUCAUUGCCUUGGGUGCGCUUGGAUGAAGGGGAGUGCAAUGAACUUGCAUUGUUUUUGUCAGGACCACCGACAACACCUAGAGAAAAUGUUCCAAAAAAUCAUGUCGUGGAGAGUGUGAUAACACAAGAAAUAAGUAAAGAAUCCACUCCCAAAUCUUCAAAUAACUUGAUUAAUUUGGUUGAGUGCGCAUCCUUGGAGCCUAGGGAUGUGAAACCGCACGGACAUAGGAGGACGGCUAGUGCUAGUGCUGAUAUUGGUGCUUGGAAAAUCGCUAUUGCUCAAGAUGUUUGCCAAUCUGAUCCUUGUAAUGAGAAGGCCCCGCUCCGCGACCCCCGCACAAGGUACCUAAAUGGAGUUCGGAAAUGGAAGGCAAUGGAUCAUAAUCAAGAUUCCGAUACAAUACCAUUGCAAUCUUCACAGUUAACUAGGGGCAUAGAUGCAUGCUAUGAGAAAAGUAAGAGUUGCCUGGAUAGUUAUGAUGAAUGUUAUGACAAGCAAAUUUAUGGCUGGUAUGGAGCUAUGCAGCGCCAACUUCAACGGUCCCAGUAUCAAAUGCAAUAUAGUCGGUCUGUCCAAGCAGCCUUGUCCGUUGUUUUUCUCUUCUGCUUAAUUGAUGAAGAGAGGCUUAUGUUUAUUGGGUCUACCUGCAGUGUUAAUUGCAUUGCGUGCAAUUUAAGAAGCUGUACGUCCUACAGUUUACAGCCUGGGGCAAUAAAUGGCUCGGAGGGCAUCCCAGUGGUGAUAUGCGGGAAGGAUGUUUUUGAUGGAACAAGAGUUUUUCAUUAUUAUCAAGCGACUGGCUCAGUAUAG
Messenger RNA from Dovyalis caffra, 1158 nucleotides. NCBI's taxonomy places the organism in Eukaryota, Viridiplantae, Streptophyta, Magnoliopsida, Malpighiales, Salicaceae. The record is from the annotation of a GenBank genome assembly.